GGUGGGUCAAGAAAGAUAAGUGGAUAACUGGGUAACAGAAAUACGUCAUCUAGACCCUCCUGUUGACCUGAGAUGACCCCAACAUGGCGGCGCCCAGUGAAAACGUGCCAGCCGAUGUCCGGGAUUUUGUGUCGUCUCAUCCGGGAUUUCAGAUCCUUCCGGAGUCUACAAGAGUCCUCUGUACCCUAACCGGACAUGAGCUGCCCUACCACCUCCCGUCGCUUCAGACGUACGCCAACGGUAAAAAGUACAAGAACCUGGUGUCGGGGAUUAAGACAGAGGACAGCUUCGACUACAAGAAAUUCGAACCUCACAUCAUACCCAACAACAAACCAAAAAGACGACAUGAGUUGUUCUGUACGCUAACGCUCCGACAUCUGAACAAGUUACCCAGCGCUGUGUACCGCCAUGUCAACGGCAGGAGGUACAAAAAGGCCCUGGAGAGAUGGGAGGAAUGCCAAAGGACAGGGGAAAAGUUUGUCCCCCUCUGCAAGCAGAACAAGAAGAGGAGUGAGAGUUUAGACGACAGCUCGGCUGAGAAAAAGUUCUCAAAGACUCAAGAGACGGACAGUGAGAGUGAAGAAGACUCUGAUGACAGCAUGAGUGAUCUGUACCCAGCAAAGUACUUUGAAGCCGAAGAUUCUGACUAUGACAUGGAAGUUGAUGGAGCUGAAAACCCUGACAACACCCAGACUAUAACAACAGGCAAGAGAAAACAUCAGGAGGCUUCAGUGCCACAGAAAAAAAUGAGAGGCAAUCAGAAGUCCACAACUUCCAGAAAUGCGGGCAAGAACCACGGAAGGGGAGCCAAGCGUAGCCGUUGAAGUGACCUGGAUUUAAAUUUGUACCAGUAACAACACUGCCUAAACAGAGCAUUGUUCGUUUGGGUUCGUAAGGGUAGAAUCAUCAGAUUGAACUUUUUCAAGAGGACGAUCUUGUGAUGGACAAGUCAUAAUCUCUUCCAAACAUGUUGGAAUUAUGUCACUAACAAGGAUGCAGCAAAUAAAAGAAUAAAAAAAGCAUGAUUGACAA
Molecule: messenger RNA, 1032 nt
Organism: Branchiostoma floridae (Florida lancelet)
Lineage: Eukaryota; Metazoa; Chordata; Leptocardii; Amphioxiformes; Branchiostomatidae
Product: surfeit locus protein 2-like
Exons: 6
Coding region: 84-824 (246 amino acids)
Source: RefSeq, a predicted model, not a curated record